AUGGACGGUUUUGUGGGCCAGACGGGUGCGGCAGGCCAUGCGGGCCUGUCGCUCUCCGACAUUCUGCAGCAGUCGCGCAAGCUCACGAACCAGCUCGGCCGCGACUCGGACCUGCCGUCGAUCCAGCUCGGAAUCGACCAGAUCGAAAGCCAGAGCCGGAAGCUGGCGAGCAAGAGCGUGCGCAACGGCAACCCCGCGGCGGACGCGCGCGCUCAUUACCUGCUUGCGAGUGGUGGCAUCGAUGCCGCCCAGCUCUCCAAUGCGAUCCAGCACACAAACAUUGCGAAUACCUUUGAGCCGCUCCAGCCGGUGUACGACACAGACAUGGAGGGCUUUAUCCAGCACGAGCACGAGCAGGUAAUCCUGAGCAUGAUCGAAGAGAGCCGCCGGCAGACGCUCGACGACUUCCAGCACAAGCUCGGCGACGGGCUGCACCAGGACUGGCAGAACCAGAAGCGACGCAUCCUCGAGGAGCUCGGCCAGCACAAGCUCGACGAGGGCGACACCGUGUCCGGCGUGCCGGGCGGCCUCUCGUUCCGCCGCUCGACGACCAGCAUGCCGAGUGUGCCGCAGUCGGCCGCGGACGAGGCGUUGAACGCGUCGGUGCUGCACUCGCGCAUCAUUCGCUACGAUACCGUGAUUGCGCGCCUGAACAAGGCGCGCGUCGAUCACGAGCCCAUCCCGCUCAUCCACGCUUUGAUGGAGAUCGUCGAGGGGAUCGUGCAGGAGCCGGCUCGCAAGCGCGGCCUGCUCGACGCAUGGACCGUGCUCAAAUACAUGGUCCACGAACAGGGCGCGCUGCCCAAGCCGGUGCAGGAGCGCGAGUACGCCGCGGCGUACAUGGACCUCGACGCGUUCCACAGCGCGCCCGGCCUCGCCCUCCGCAAAAAGUGGGUCGGCGGCGCGCGCGCCUACCUCGAGGCGCAGUUCGCCGAGUACAUGGAGCAGGUCAUUGCCGCCUCUCCGUUGCAGGCGCAGCGGGGCGGCGUGCCGACCGUGCGUGCGACCGUCGCGGCAUUCCUCCGCGCACAGCUGCGCACGCCGCAGAACGCGUGGGUCGCGGGCAUCGCACGCGAGAUGGACCAGUCGACCGACACGCCGCUCUGGGCGAACCUCUUUUACCUGAUCCGCUCGGGCCACGCGAGCGACGCGCUGCGCUGUGCGCACGAAAACGAGGCGAGCCUGCAGCGCGCCGACCCCUCGUUCCUGGCCUACUUCAAGGCGUGGAUCGACGCAGAGGACCGCCAGCUGCCCAAGAGCAUGAGGGAGCAUCUCAUGGCCGAGUACGUGACGCGCUUCCGCUCGGUCGCGCUCGACGCGCAGGACCCCUACCACUACACUCUCUACCGCCUCAUGGGACGCUUUGACACUGCGAAAAAGUUUCCGCAGCCGCUCGUGUCCAGCACGGAAAACUGGCUCUGGCUCCAGCUGUGCAUGGUCACGGAAUCCGCCGAGGGCGACGCGCAGGACCCCACGCUGCGCACGCACACGCUCCACGACCUCGCGCAGAAGCUCGAAAAGUACGGCGAGGCUCACUUUGACCCCAAGGGCACGCGCCCGCUGCACUACUUCCAGCUCCUCUUGCUCGUCGGCGAGUUUGAAAAGGCGAUUGCUUUUCUGCACGCGCGCGCAGCCUACCAGGUAGACGUGGUGCACUUUGCCAUCGCCCUGACCUACUACGGCCUCUUGCGCGUCCCGGCGGCGUCCGAGACGUCGCAGUUUGAUUACCUCACCGUCGUCCAGCGCGCCAAGGGGCCCGUGGCGCUGAUCGACUUUGCCAAGCUUAUCCAGCGCUACACGCGCCUCUUUGCGCAGUCGUCGCCGCGCGACGCGAUCGCCUAUAUUAGCCUCUUGUGCCUGAAUGCCAAGUGCCCGGCGCCAGUGGGCGGCGAACAGGUGCAGCGGUGCCACGAGCUGGUGCGCAGCCUGAUCCUCGAGGCUCCGUCGUCGUCCUUUGUCGAGCUGCUCGGCGACGUGCGCGCCGACGGCACGCCGGUGCCGGGUCUCAUUGAGCAGCACCUCGACGCGCUGCACCUCGGCGACAAGCGCGAAUUUGUGCGCAAGAUUGUCGAGUCCGCCGCGAAGCAGUGCGAGCGCGAGCAGCGCACCACCGACGCGAUCCUCCUCUACAACCACAUCGGCGAGCACGACACGGUGAUCUCGGUGCUGAACCGCGAGCUGGGCGCGACGCUCAUGGAGCCGGUCAGCCUGAGCGAGUGGCAGACGAACGUCGACGCGGGCUCCGCCGCGACGCUCUCGGCCGUCUCGAGCUUGGUGACGCUCGCGCGCGGCAUUCUCGCGAGCUACGAGCAGCACUACAACUAUCGGGGCGCGCCGGGCCUCGUGUGCCAGACGCUCCUGGGCCUCAAAAAGGCCGUGUCACUGUACAAUGACAACCAGCUGCUCCCGGCCCUGCAGACGCUCGAGGCGCUGCACCUGCUCCCGCUCGACGCCGAGGCGCGCAAGGACGUGGUAUCCAUCACGCGCAAGGCGGAGGAGUUCAAGACCUACGACGAAAACAUCACCAAGAACUUUUCCGAUAUCGUCCUGAUGGCCAUGACGCUCCUCUACAAGCUGCACCAAGAGCUCAAGAACUCGAUCACGCGCUCCAACUCGGGCGCGCUGUACGAGUACCGCAGCCAGGCGCGCGCGUUGAUGAUGUGGGCGGGCAUGCUCCGCUUCCGCAUGAGCAACGAGACGUAUAGCCAGCUGACGCGUCUCGAUGUCUAUAUCCACUAG
Malassezia japonica is the source of this 2739-nucleotide messenger RNA. It is a transcript of the gene NIC96, whose product is annotated as nuclear pore complex subunit. Gene Ontology annotation, biological process: protein import into nucleus; poly(A)+ mRNA export from nucleus. Lineage: Eukaryota; Fungi; Basidiomycota; Malasseziomycetes; Malasseziales; Malasseziaceae. Gene Ontology annotation, cellular component: nuclear pore. The record is from RefSeq and is a predicted model, not a curated record. Bases 1 to 2739 code for a protein of 912 amino acids. Gene Ontology annotation, molecular function: structural constituent of nuclear pore. The transcript is spliced from 2 exons.